Messenger RNA from Dimorphilus gyrociliatus, 7582 nucleotides. Lineage: Eukaryota; Metazoa; Annelida; Polychaeta; Dinophilidae. The record is from the annotation of a GenBank genome assembly.
CAGCAUCCUCAGCAUCCUCAGCAUACUCAAUAUGCUCAACAUGCGCAGCAUGUACAACAUCCCCAACAUUCUCAACACACUCAACAUCCUCAACAUCAACACCAGCAACAACAACAGCAACAACAACAGAUGUCCCAACCCCUACAACAGCAAUAUCAACAAGUGCAACCACAAAUGUUGCCUCAACAGCCACAACAGCAAGGUCAGCAGCAAAUGCAGCAGCAAAUGCAACAGCAAAUGCAGCAGCAACUACAACAACAACAACAACAAAUGCCCCUACAGCUACAACAACAAUAUCAGCAGCAAAUGCAGCAACAGCAUAUGACCCAACAGCUACAACAGCAAUAUCAGCAACAAUUGCUACAACAGCAACGGAAAUACGAUAGAACGAACGGAUUAACGUACAACGAUCCGCGAGACUCGUCACCGCAAGUUCGAACAAAAGGUCCACCACAAACGUCACGGAGUGACUCAGAAAGUUCGGAAUCAGUCAAAUCUAUGAAACGUGAAGCGGAAGAUGACGGUCAAGUGUACCAUAAGCACCGUCCGAAAAAUCUCACUUUCGAUCAAGAGGAAGCUGAUCAAUAUAGAAAGCCGAUCGAACAAAAGGUUCGAAAAUCAAAGAACGAAUACGAGGCACAGAAACGUUAUAAGGAACGAUCGAAAAGUCCUGCUAAAUCACCAUUAACGCCUCCCCGCAGUCCUAACUGGAAGCGAUAUAGAGAUAGUCCACCUCAUUCGUCACCUCCCAGACUAAUGUCACCGCCGAUAUCACCCAGGGACUCGAGAUUUACGUUUUCCAUAUCCGAUAUGUCGCCCCCGUCUAGACCCUUAUCCAGGACCGAUGCUUUCUUCGAUCCAUACGAGCUAGAUGGUCCUUGCGAUGAAAUCGAACAGAUUAACGCUAAAGCAAACCGUAUUAGAGAGGAUACACAAGGAGAAGCUUUACUUUUAGAUAAAGUUCCACCAAAACCCGCUAAAGCUCUUGAUUUAGCAUCAUAUGCUGCAACAGUAGCAAGCGAUACUGCAAACAUGACAAAUAAAUCCGUCUCUCCUACAACAUUGCGUCAAGAACAGCCCAAACGUUCGGUGGGUAUCAUUGAUGACCGUGGCAUCUUAGACGUUUCGCCCGAUCGUGCGUCUCCACCAUCUCCAAAUUAUUAUGAAGUAGUUGACGAAGUAAAAGUGGCUAGCAAGAAAGACGACUCUCAAACGAAGAUGAAACCACCACCGGAUUGGUCACCAGUAACGGAUUUAUCACCAAUUAUUGACGUUUCACCGUCCAUUGAACGCCUUGAGCAAGAAAUGAUGUUAGCAGAGCAGAAGCCCAGAAGCUCGAUUAAAAGACAUCCAAACUUCGACAAUAUAAGUGCUCUGUGCACAUCGCCCACUAAAGAGGUCAGUAAAGGUGGAGGAAUGCAGAUGAACGUUUUAUCUUUAAGGCCUUCGGAAGACGAAAGCCAAACAUUUUCAUAUAAUGUAUUGAAAUCCCCAAUUACACCCGAUACGGAGCGGAGUACGCGUAGUCAGGUUCAAAUUAAGGAGGAUCACGGCUAUACGUAUCCUAUUACGCCACCUGCUGGACAAACCUCUCCGCCGCGUCCCCAAUCGCCUACUGUAGUUAGUAGGCCACAGACGCUGGUCAGUCAAACGAAUAGCAAUAAUCAAAAAAGAGCUCGCCGAAAGCUACCUCCAACGCCUGCAAAUGUUCAACCAGUCACCGUAGCAUCAAUAAAGCAUAAAUCUAGGCAAAGAUGGCAGGAAAAGAGAUCUACGUCCUUAGAUUCUUCUAGUACAGUGAGCCGGGGCGAUUUAUCGCCUAGAACACUUAUAAAAAGCGAAAGUUUAGACAUUCCAGCACCCGAAUCGGGAAACUCUAGUCGUAUUUCGACACCACCUAUCGCGGAAAAUAUUAGAAUCAACUCAAGUAAUUCCAAAUUAAAGGAGAAUUUCGAAACGCCUAAAGAAUUAUUAAGGAAAUCUCCUAAAUUGAGACCGGGUGAAUUGAAAACAAUUGAAACAGUAAAUAUAAAAGGUGUUACAGUGCCAUUACAUGUAAGACAACUAAAGCAGCGGCUUAAAGAAGAGCUGCAAAUAGCCACGGCUUCCAGAAGACUGCAGCUAGAUGAACAAGUUGAAAUUCAUCUAUUAGAGAGACAAUUAGAAGAUAUGAAGGCCAAAGAGGCUAAAAAGCAACCUAAAGUACUUGGUCCUAGCGAAAAGCAGCUGAGCCUUCUAAAUCAAGCUAAUCUAUCGGCUAGAGAGCGGAGAGCUUUACACAAAAGGCAAAGUAGUGACCCAACUAUGUCAAAGAUCUCUCCGGUUGACGAAAAUGCAGAUAUUGAAGCUGCUUUACAACGUGAUUUAAACUUUGAUAUGACUGGAUUAACUUAUGCUCAGACAUUGUUUACCAGACCGAUGACUAGUAGUCGGUCGGAAACUUCAAUACCAUUCCGAAAAGCAUUUAUAGGAGAAGAGGAUGAUUUAAGGAGAAAAGAAGAGAAAAGACACUUGCUUAAAUUGGAAAUAGAGAAGAGGAAACGGGAAUUGGAUGAAAAUGUACAAUUACAAAUGGAGCUAAAGCGUCUUACUGAAUCGGCAAGUAUGAAUCCUUUGGAAUAUAAUCAAAUCAGGAAGCGCUAUCAACAACACGUAUGCCGUCGAGAUCCGUAUUAUGACUAUCGCUCUAAAUACCUGCUAGCAGCUUGCCCUCAAAUCCCAGCGACGGGGAGUCCGGCCAUGCCUGCAGCUUAUCCAACUCCAAUUAACGUUGCCUCUUCAGUCAGAACUUCGACUUCUCGAAGUUAUAGCGCCAGUGAAUAUUUGGCACACAAGGCCCAUUCACCCGCAAGCGAACUGGAAGACGCCUUAUUAUAUAAUGAUUUAUACUCAGAUAUUUUUCUUCCUCCUUCACAAUCGCAGCCUCAUUUAUAUGGUAGGGGAAAGAAGAUGGUCGCAAUAGAAUCCUAUCCGGAAUUCUCACCUAUUCCCACCGAAACUGAACCGUCACCUGAUGUUACGCCUGCUAUGCCUAUUCUUGACGACGUUACGAAACGAUCCAGAACCAAGCUAAGGAAUAUAGGCAGCCGUCCUCUGAGUGACGAAAUAGAUAAAUAUAUCAGGGAAGAUCUGCUCGGCUAUGCCGAAAUGGAUGAUUUAUUUAACUCAGACGAGAACCUUCUUGAUCAUUUUGCGGACGAUAGUCUAUCUACAAUAAAGUCUCGUUCCAAUUUCAGGAAUUCGAAUCCGCCCAUUCUUCUCGAAUAUUCCAAUUCAGUAGGUCGCAUUCAGUAUCCAUUCCCAACAAAAAGAAUCUUAUUAAUGAGAGAUCCGAAGGAUCGUUCCAACAAAGGCUAUGGAAUUGGCAUGAAAAUUGUCGGAGGUAAACAAAUAUCUGGUAGACCAGCUGGUCAGGUUGGAGCUUAUGUGGCUGCUAUUUACAAAGGAGGAGCAGCUGAUCAACUCCACGGUGAAUUGCAAGAGGGAGAUCAGAUUCUUGAAUGGAAUGGUAUUCCAUUAACGGGUAAGACCUACGAGGAAGUACAUGCCUUAAUAUCACUUUUAAAUGAUAAUGGUGAAAUUGAGCUAGUGAUUAGGCCUAAAAGUUCAAUUAAGAACACACCAGUUGUGCCUAUAGUUACAGCAAGUUCUAUUCAGUCAUCCGAAACGAGUUCCAAGAGGAGCAAUGUCAGCACAGUAAAGGUUGAUCAUCACGCUUCAAAAAGCGAGCAUUCGUCAUAUGAUAAUUUAGAUUUCCUUCAACAAUUCGGACCUAUUAAACACAAUAAUCAAGCGAAAUCGGAAACGAUCUCGGAUUCUAAUGGAACCAAUCAACCGACCCUUAUUAUUACCGAGGACAAAGGUAUUGAUCCAAAUGAAUUAGCGGCUCAACUACGAGGAAUUCAGGAAUCUGAGAUCUCAACUCCCACCAGUACCUCCGUGUCAAAUCAAGAGAAUCCAUCUACAAUAUCUAAAUCAGAAAUUAUGAACAAUCCGGAAACUAAGAAAGUGGAAACCGCCGCUAAAGUCACGUACGUAGAACCAGUAACAUCAACUAAUUCGACUACAACUGUAACUCAGAGUGAAAUGUCUAAUACUGUCGCUGCAACAAAUGUGGACACCAGCAAAACUGUUACAUCAACCACAACGACAACCUCAACGACAACAAUAUCUGCUGCCCGACAGAAGAAUAUAGAAGCGGAGCAGGCUCCAGUUGUUCACAGGUCGAAGGAUAAGGAACAAGAUCUAGGCGAUAUUCGUCUUCAGCUAAGUUUCGACGAUUACGAUAAUACCUUGAAUAUUCAUUUAAUAGAAGCACGCCGACUGCCUUGCAAAGAUUCUAAUGGACUAUCUGAUCCUUUCGUCAAGUUCAUGCUCUAUGGUCUAGAUCGAGAGGAUUGCAAGCAAAAGUCUAAAGUAAUUCCCAAGACUCUCGAUCCCCAAUGGCACCAAACGAUUAUGUUUAUGAAUUUAGACAAAAAAAAGACGAAAGCUGCUGGCUAUACCCUAGAGGUGGCGGUAUAUGACCACGACCGAUUUAAGAGUGACGACUUUAUUGGGGAAGUUGUCCUUCCUUUAUCAAAUAAAGUCUAUUUGGACAACAAGCCCCACUGGUACAAACUACACGAACAGAAGAAGAAUCCAAAUGACUUGCCGCUGGAUCCAUCGCCCCCAGAGCCGAAGAAAGAAAAGAAGAGAAGCAAGAGCCAUUCUACUUCUUCUCCGCGACAUUCUAAGCAGGAGGAUGUUCGAAAAGUUGAAUCUCAGUCUACGUACGACAACGUACCGCACAGAAGUGAAGAAGUCAGCCGAAGGCGAACACAUUUUGAAGAUGAAUAUAAUGAAGGAGGGGAAUAUUAUGACAGGAGGAGGAAUCAUCGCCGAUCUGACGCAAGUGCGGUCUAUGACGACCGUAAUUAUCAAACAGUACCAGAAGAGCAGUAUGAACAGAAAAAAGCGAGAAAGCGGAAUGGCUAUCAAGAGCGUGAAAGGCCGCGAUCCUCUCAAGGGCAUCAUUCUAAUCAUCCUUCUCAACCCACUCAGCAUCAUGACUACGAAGAUGAUUAUUAUAAUAAUAGUAGACGCUAUAAUAAUUAUGAGCACGACGAUCGUUACUACGAAGAAAGGCCUCUUAGAAGACAUACGCCUUACAAAGAUCCUGUCUUGAACACGCAUAGAAGUAGGUCCCCUUCGGCACCGAUGGAUCAUCGGGAACGACGAUCUCGCUCUCACGAUCACACGUCGUCUAGGUACGAAGAUGAUAGAAUGAUGAGAGACCGUAGUAGGGAAAGGAGUCGCAGUGAUAUUCAAAUUCGAGAGAGAUCACCAGGUCUUAACCCCCCCCAAAUGCCACAGCAUUUAACAAGAUCAAAAUCUCAAGAGAGAACGUUCAAUCCAGCACACGGUGCUCCACCUCAGCAAUCUCAACAGCCACACGAGCCUCACAAACCGACUCCAACACUUGUUUCUAGAACAAAUCGUCACCAACCGCCUAUGAAUCCAGCUUUUGCCAGUAACGCUCCGGCAGCAAAAGCGGCUGCUGCCGCUGCAGCCGCUGCAGCCGCCGCCGCCGCUGCUGCUGCUGCUGCCUCUCAGGCUUCAACGGUGCCUACCCAAUCGACUCAAUCUGUAUCAAUACCAUCAAAUGCAAAUUUUAGUCCUGCACACGGUAGAAGACCCCUUCAACCCCAGGACUUGAAACCAGACCCUCAACAACCCGCAGAAAAAAAUUUCGUCGAAAGGAUGGGGACGACUUUAGCUGGUUUCUUAGGUCCAACCUUGUCAGCUUACAAGUCCUGAACGCGCAGUAAAAAUAACUUCUGUAUGUCUAUAAGUGUUUGUGUGUGUUUCUCUCUCUCUCUCUCCAAAUUUCUCCACUUCUCCUCAUCGUCAUCAUCAUUAUUCUUCUUUCUUCGUCUCUCUCUCUCUCUCUCUCUCUCACUAUUUAUCUCCUAUCUGCCUCACUCACCUUUUUUAUCAAUAGAAAACCUUUACCCGAUGACGUCAGCGAGAGUUCAUUAUCGUCUAGUAUUCCAAUAGAUUUUCAAUCGUUUGAAAAUGGCAGGCUUCCUUCUGGUUUGCUAUUAAUCAACAUUAUUUUCGACCAGGAGCUUACUGUUUCCGUUAUUAGGUUGGAAACGCUCGGUAGAAGGAAGAGAAGCGAAUUUUUCGUUCAAAUUCGACUGUUAGAUGACGAUACAAAAUUUCAUUUGGAAAAACGACGUACAUUCAAUCAAAAACAAAAUGAACAAACAACAUAUUUUAACGAAAUGUUUGUAUUUAGUCCAGUUAACAAGACACAAUUAUCUUUGCAUAUUCAAGUCAAGAAAUGUAAAAAGAUAACAAACAAAUUAUUCGGGGAAUGCUUACAUAAACUAACAUUUUCGGAAUGUGGUGAAAAUUUUUGGUGUUCUUUAUACGAUUUGUAAAGACGAUUAAAGAGAAGAAAUGAGAAGAGUAUAACAUAUAUACAGUAUUUACAUAUAUAUAUAUAUAUAUAUAUAUACUGUAUAUUUAUACAUAAUAUAGUUAUUAUUCUUGCUUAUUUUUAUCAAUAAAGAGGUCAAAAUCCUAUUUUUUGGAGAAAAAGGAUUGAAGAGGGAAUAAAGUAAAGUAAAGUAAAAAACAAAGAGAGUUAUAAAAGAGGUGGAAAGAAGAUAAGAGGUAGCUUUAGAACUGAAAAAAAAGGGGGAAAAAGAUGAAACGUUCUAUACGAAUAUGAAAUAUUUAUUCAAAAGGAAAUCAAAAGAGAAAAUAUGAUUUUAUUUUUAUCACUGUAUUGAAAUCAUACAUGUAUUGAUAAGUGUAUAUAUAAUUAUUUUGUUUUCUUUUAUACGGUGCUCUCUAAACUAAAGUUCCUUAAAAAACAAAAAAGUUUAAGUCCCUUUUUUGACCAACAGUUUCAGCCUUACGAUUGUUCAAUAACCGUUUUUUUCUACUUCUUAUAGAUCUAUUAAUAGAGCUGAAAUAUAGUUUGAUGCUAUUUAUUGAUAUCUAUAUAUAUAUAUACAUACUUAUUUAUUAUAUAAUUGCAGCAAGUUUGAUUUUCAUGCAAACAAUUUUGUAAUUAAAGUGAAAUUUUUUGCUAUUCUUUUAUUUUAACAACAAAAAAAUAUGGUGCUACAAGCAGAUUCAGUUGCGUAGUAACCGAGUUUUGAAAAAAGUCGUCACUUCAAAGGGCAUUAUUAGUAAUAAUAAGAGGAAAUAUUUAUCCUGUAUCAUUCAUAUAAUUGUAAAUAUAUAUAUAUAUAUAUAUAUAUAUAUAUAUAUAUAGAAAAGAGUAUAAAAUCCUGAAAAUGAUUGUGUGAAUAAUAGUAAUAAUAAUAAUAAUAAGGAAAAAAAAACAAAGGAAUAUUAGAAAAAAGUUAAUUAGUUAAUUAGUAACUAAAUUAAUUUCUUAAUUAUUCAUACAACAAGAAACAAUGUAAAAGUUUACUGUAAAUAUGUAAAGGAGAAAAAAAAAGGAAGGCACUUGUUUAAAGGCGUGUUCAAAUAAAUGACAGUGUUUAGUUUUUACUACAAAGUCGCUUCUGUAAAGUAAUAUUAUAUAUAUAUAUAUAAGUCAUGCACAGAACAAUAGCUU